This is a messenger RNA of Hypoxylon trugodes, 1761 nucleotides long. RefSeq lists its product as uncharacterized. The transcript has 5 exons. Lineage: Eukaryota; Fungi; Ascomycota; Sordariomycetes; Xylariales; Hypoxylaceae. The record is from RefSeq and is a predicted model, not a curated record. Bases 1 to 1761 code for a protein of 586 amino acids.
AUGGCUUCUCGAGCCAUCAGAGAUGCCAUGAUGGCUGAUCUCGGCAAUUCUCGACUGGAAGAACUAGCCACGGAUGGUGUCGAAAGUCAAUCGCGUCCUCGUCUACCUGCUGCCCAACAGGGCGGCCAACACGCUGUUAACCCCGCGGCUGCAAAUUGGACCAGUGCCUGGGCCGAGGGUAUUUUUGACGAUGAGGAUGCACGAGCGGUCCGGGGCCUUGAUCCUUUAGACGGCGGGAACGCACACCGUCUCAAUAGAGCCGCGACUGGGCAGAAGGGCGGCGCCAGUGACCGAAAAGCCAUCCAUGUGAUGGUGGGUAGUGCAAUGGUGAACGUCGUACCCCGGUACGACCCGAGGAUGCCCGGGUACAGCAAGGGUCGGCGCAACCAGAAUGCCGACAACGGCUUCACCCGAUCCUCGCUUGGCGGCCUCGUUCCACCUGGAGCAUCGGUCAAAAGGUGGGGUCCUAAACAAUCGCUGUCUUCGCCGACCCCUACUGCCGCGAGUGAGCCUGUCCUCACCACCCCUGAGGUCUCGAGACGUUUUAACGGGGACACGGCUGAGGACCAGAUUCUCUAUUCAGCAGAGGGAAUUCACGUCACGCUUACCGUCGAUGCAAGCUCUCAGUGUCUCCCUGGCAGGAUCACUCUGUAUUCGAGGCACGGCGGAGCUGUUGUAAUCUGGGAGCUGAGCACCGACUCCAAACAUUCUAGACGGGGUGAUAUGCGCCUGGUUCUGUUGCCCCUACACUCGGGGUGUAAAGUGCACCUGCGACGAUGGGAAGACAUGGAGCAGUCCAAAUUGCAUUCAAGCCUUAUUGUGUUUGAUAAAAUCCCGGAUGCAAUAAAACUCGUCGAGAUGAUCGAAAACUAUUGUGGCCGGCCGAUCGAAUCCAGCGUGCCUGUCUUCAAGGAGACCACGGUCGAUACGUUCGGCGCUACUGAACCCGCGAACCAACCCCAGGCAGGUACGUACGACGAGCCCUUGGGUUUGAUCAAGGUGGAUAAUCAAUCCGCACACGACAAGGCACCUGAGGCUAGACAGAACGAACCGGAUGAACAAGCCAAUAGCGAGUUGGCGGGUCCGAUCGUGCCCAAUCCACAUGACCCGACGCCUAUGUUAAUGUUCGUCCUUUCCCAACUCGACGUGAUCGAGGCAACUCCUCUGGGAGUUUCUCUGUCUCAAGACUCCCUGCAAAUCCUCUCUACAGUCACAGAUCAAGAGUAUAAGCGCAUGACCACGGAACGAGAUGCCGUUGUACAAUACCUCGAGGAUCACGGAUUGAAUGUCCCGAGGCCCAAAGAGCAAGCCGCUGCACAAGUGGCAGCUAGUGAACUGCUGCGCUAUGAUGCCUUUAAAGCUUUGGAUUUAGAAGAGCAGAGAAAGUCGACUGCAUUCGUCUAUACGAACAUCGUGCACGGGGAUACUCGAGUCGUCCGUUCCCCGGAGAAACUUGUUGGCUUGCGAUCGUCUGCAUGCUCUUGCCCCGGUGAAUUACGUCGCUUCGGACUGGCUCAUCCAGGUGUUGUGGUCGGUCAAACCCCCACCAAGAGUCAGAAUUUGAUCUCAACACAAACGCCGGAGGAUCAUGCCGAGGAGAAAGGACCUAUCGAGGAAGAUUCGACUAGUAACUUCAUUGCUCUUAUAAACAAUCGCUUUGGCAAUGGCUCAUCCGGAUCUCGUAUACCCCCGCACUUACGUGGUAUGUCACCAUUUGGCUCAACUAUCAAGGGCAUGCCCGGUCCGACACAGGGGACUUAA